Exaiptasia diaphana is the source of this 2853-nucleotide messenger RNA. RefSeq lists its product as uncharacterized. The coding region runs from base 404 to 1780 and encodes 458 amino acids. Lineage: Eukaryota; Metazoa; Cnidaria; Anthozoa; Actiniaria; Aiptasiidae. The record is from RefSeq and is a predicted model, not a curated record. The transcript has 2 exons.
UUUCCUACCAGUACCCACUCGAAUAUCCUGGUUGAUUAUAUCUAAAAUCUGGAUUCAUCGGUCCCUCCAAGAAAUGAAUCAACCCAAAAGAUCAUUGGACGAUAGCCAAGCUUUAUUCUAAUCUGGGAUUGUUUGACCUUGAAGAUUGACGGGCUCAGUUGUAACAAUAGGAGAGCAGCGGGUAAGGUUUCGAUUUAUUGGAGCUUGAAACCCUGCUUUUGCAGAUCAUGGCAUUGUCGCACGACUGCGAUUGACAUCGUGAGUCCGAGCAGAAACAGUUUGCAUGGCUAACCAAGCAAGAAACACGUAGCUAAACAUUGAAUCACAUGUAAACAUCACAAGACAAUCGGGUUAGACGACUUCAAAGUCUGGAAAUUUCGUGGCUAUUUACGCGAAAAGGGCCAUGCCAAACAAAGUUAAUAUUAACGCAGCAGCGUUGCACGACACGAGUUUUGAGAAGGACAAGUUGCACGACUAUGCGGAUUUUUAUUUGAAGAGUUUCUUUUGGAAAGAUGCUGCUGCCGUUUAUAGCCCGCAAACAGAAAACUUCUCUUGUUACAGAAAAGUCUUCAAAAAUAUUGAUGACAAUGAUUUGGAUAUCAAAGUGGACAAUAGGGAUGAUAUUUAUAUCAAGGAAAGGGAUGACAAAAGGAACUCGCAAAAACAGCUAAAAUGCGAAAGCGAAAAUAACAACUCAGCUUUUUCCUUGAUAGGAGAAAAUAGCGAUGACAGUUGCAAGAAUCACACCACCGUGUAUCCAGUUACAACUAAAAUAGUCAUGGGGAUUGAAAGUUCAUCUGAAUUACAUCGGUUGAACAAAACUAAAUUGUUUGGAGACCCCACGAAAAUUUGCGAAAGCAAGCAAGCGAAAACAUCAAAUGAAAGCGAAAUUUGCACAUCUCUGUCAAAUGGAAACGAAAGUGAAAUUGUAGACAUUAACUCAAAUUCUCUGUCUGAAGAAAUUUGGAUAUAUAGAGAAACGGAGAAAAUUGGAACAGAGAGUAAACGACAAACGUGGAAAGGCGAAUUAGCUCAUGAAGAUCAUAUACGCUCCAAGAAUCUCGACAAAACAAAUACGAUAGAGAAAGUGGGGUCAAAAGUGAACUCAGAACAAAAGGACAAUACUUGUCCCAAAGACAAAAACAUUGUACAGCAGCUCGAUUUCACUGGUGAUGCCUUUAGGGUGAAUUCCAGAAUACCCACAAUAAAUGGACAGUAUUCCGAAAAAGUUUCUGAGAAGUGGAAGAUUUCUCAUAUCAAAUCAAAUUUGGAACUUCCAACAGAACAAAUGUUUUUUACAAAUUUUUCGGGUGUUCUGUUCAACAUCAAAGAAACUAAUGUCAGAUGUAUGGAAGACAUGAGAGAUGCCAUUUUGCACAACUAUUCUACCAAGCAUGAGGAAAGAAACUCCAUUCUGACCGUUCAAACAUUCAAGUUUUUGUUGAGCCGUCUCGUGGACAAUCGUGUCAUGUAUCCAACUGAGGACGGCGGAUACAGGGUCAUUGGUUCUAGACGGCCAAAACCGAAAAAGAACAGACGGUACUUGGGUUUUGGAAAUCAGAAACAARUUCUUGAAAAUGGRAAUGCAUCUGAAAAAAUCCAAAAAACGACGAAAAACAAGGAUGGCAAGGCUGCGAACAGUGAGAAACGAAACAAGGUGAAAUCAGAAGUAAAGAGUGCAAAACCAAAACUGAAACGAAAAAAGAGAAGAAAUGUACUAUUUGGUUACRUAUGCAUGAAAAUAGUCGUGAAACUCAGCAAAACCUUUCCAUUGCUAUAAAAUAUUAUCAUGAAUCGCAAAACGUAUAAUUCCCAUUCACUUCGAAAUAUUUCGCUUAUUAAAAACAUUGUCUUACUAAUAUUGCAAAGCCAACAUUUGAAAAAAAUAACGGAAUGCAUAUAUAUAUAAUAGACAGAGUUCACUUGAAAAGGAUACUAAUGAUAGCAAAAAGAAAAGAAAAAGAAAGAUUAUAGAAAAUGAAAAAAAAAGAAAUGAGAAAUAAUAUAAGUGAGAAAAAGCAGAUAAAAAUAUAUACAAAUUCAACCUGCAAUGCUAUAACAUCCAAUUUUAUAUCCACAUAUAGUAUUUACAAGUUCUAUGUAAUUAAUAUUAAUAAUUAAGUAGCAAUUUGUACUUCACAAGUACUUGUUGUACUACAUUUUUUAUCCAAGCAUCCAGUAUGAAACAAACUUUUGAUUUAUCAGCUGUCCCAACCAGUCWUGGACAAAAAUUGUAGUGCAUAUAUACAGUGCUUCCAGUAAAAGCAUAGAAAUUCUUAAAGAGAAUUACACAAAAUUGUAAAUGGAUUCCUUUAUAUCUGGAAACUAUUUCUGAAAUGGUCAUCGAGAUACAUGUAUUAUGCCAUAACUGGAAACUACAUUGGACAGUAAUAUGAACAAUAAUACACAAACUAGAAGUGAUAAUUUAGGCCAAACAUUGAACAUAAUACCCACAAGAAGUGAUUCACAUUAAUUUAAAUUUGUCAUUGAUUGUUAUUAAUCCAGUACUUUUUGUUCAAUGYCUACCCCAGGAAUACAGCAUUAUGAAAGUUUAAUAAUAUAAACUAUGUCACRAUUAAGUUAAAUCUUUAUGAUAUUAAAGUGGUAUAUAAUUUAUCUAUUGUUAAUCAAAAGCAUUAAAGAAUACACAGGUUGAAGACAAUUAUAUUUGGACAAUUAUAUUGAGAAAUUAAAAUAAUGGUAAUCACAAGAUAAAAUCAUUUGAAAAUUUAAAAAAAUUAAAAAAUGCGAGUAUAUGAAGUAUUUACAAUGUGACACACACUUUCCUUAGAUCAGCCAUGUACAAUACGUAAGAAUUGAUAAAAUUGAUAUUCAAUAAAACUUCUACCUAUA